AUGGCCACCACCUCCAACAACUCAGCCGAAGCCUCCGACCCCUCCUACAUCGACUACGAGCUCUUCCUCGAUCCCUCCUUCUCCGCCCCCGCCUUCGCCAACACCCUCGUCCUCACCACCAACAACGCGACCGACUCCCCCCUCGACCUCUCCACCCCCCUCUCCAGCGUCCCUCUUCGACAUCCAAGAACACACGCCUCAGAACACAUCGUCAGCGAACUCUCCUCCCAAGCAGCCUCCCUAAACGACUCCUACAAACGCCUCGAGCAGGAAGUCAUCUCGCGCCACGAAGCCGCUGAAGAAGUCCAACGCGUCUCCGAGCGCCUAUGGCACACUGUCCGCCUAGGUCGCUCUGUCGGCCGCGCCCUCCAACUAGGUCGCCAGCUCGAAGUCCAGAUGUCCGAGCAGCAGCCCCGUAACGCCCAGUCCCGCGAUGACCACCGCUCCACUGUCCGCGCUUCAAACACAAUUCUCUCCUGUCGCGCGCUGCUAGCCGCUAAUGGCCCCGGCGAAGAGGGGGAGAACCUAGAGAAAGUCCACGCCAUCGCCGCCUUACAGCGCGAACUGAUCGCACCAGCUGAACGAUCACUUCACGCCAAAGCCCAGCAAGUCGUGCGGGAUUUCUCCAUGUCAACACUCACCGGCUCCGGCAGCACCUACGCACAAGCUGAGGACGCAAAAGGGAAGAGCAUAAGAUUCGAAGCAGAGUGGAUGGUACAAUCCAUCCAAGAGUACCUCCGCGUCGCCCUCACCACCUCCACAACCUCCAUAAUCCGCGCCCUCGGCGUCCUCCGCACCCUCGACGACGCACUCCUCCUCGUCUCCUCCCGGUGCCAAAACCUCGUCGCCCUCGAACUCCUGCUCUCCUCCCUCAAAGCCCCCACCCUCCCCUCGCUCUCCACGCCACCAAAUUUCCUCGUCCCGGUACUAGCAGCGCUAGAGACGAAUAGUCUCACCAGCUAUUUUUGGCGUAGCCUUGCAUCGGCGCUGUCGCCGCGCGUGCAGGAGCUGGUUAAGGCGGGGGGCAUGCAGGCGAGGACGCUGAAGAGUAAUAGGAAUGCGGUUAGGGAUAUGGUGGCGGAGGCGGUGGCGAGGGGGUGUCAGGUUCCGAGUGGGGCGGGGAAGAUGAGAGAUGAGAGGCGGAUGGCGGAGUGGGAGAGGGAGGUUGCUGUUAUGGUUGGGGCGGUGGUUGGGGGGCUGGGGAGGUAG
This is a messenger RNA of Pseudogymnoascus destructans, 1209 nucleotides long. RefSeq lists its product as uncharacterized. Gene Ontology annotation, biological process: intra-Golgi vesicle-mediated transport. The transcript has 3 exons. The record is from RefSeq and is a predicted model, not a curated record. Gene Ontology annotation, cellular component: COG complex. NCBI's taxonomy places the organism in Eukaryota, Fungi, Ascomycota, Leotiomycetes, Thelebolales, Thelebolaceae. The coding region runs from base 1 to 1209 and encodes 402 amino acids.